AUGCAGCAGAGCAUUCCUGAACUGCUGCUUCUGCUGCCGACUGUUGUUAUUGACGAGAGGUACGUGCAGGAUGGCCGUGUUACAAUGUCCAUGGAGGAUGCUUCUACUAUCGCUAACGCAUAUUUCCAGAUUGUGGAGGAUUAUUUGCAGCAAAGAGAAUUACACAGGGGACAGUUGGAACUUGAAAAAGAAGUCAUUCCGGCGAUUGAGUUUGCACUGCGACUCUUCAAUGCUGAAAACUUCAGUGGUGAGUUGGUACCGACGGAGCGGGAGCGGUUGGCUUCUGUGCUGCAGCGCUUCACUAUGGCUGAUGUGCCUCAUGAGCGGUGUGUGCAGCGACUGCUUGUGAGUGAUGGUGAGAUGCCACACCCGUGUCUUCGACUGGGUGGCCUUCUGUUGUGUGUCUUGGCCGUUGUCUGUAGCAAAGUGCGGGGUACGAAGCAGCCGCUUGUGCCAUAUUAUUCCGUAUGGCGUCUACGAGUUCAUAUGCGUCACCAACUUGUGUUGCAGCAUCGUGCACAUUCUUUGUUUCUUCACCUUUCCGCUUGUGUGGAUGCUGCGCUGGCUCUUCCGGAUGAGGAUCUCAGUGUUGAACAUCUCCUCGAGGUGGGCCAUGUGCAUAAUUAUUAUCACCGACGCGAUAUUGCUGCAGAAACGUUCUGGCGGGCUGUCCGAAAAAGUGGACUCUCCGUCUCUGAGAGUGCCAUGAUGGGCGUGCGUACACGGUGGCAGGAACAUCAGCUUGUGCAGAUGGUUAUGAAUGCGCAGAGUGCGUUGCCAUUUACGCCGCAAUUAGUGACGGAUGCGCCGCGGGUUGUUAUGGGCGAAAAGGAUGGCCAUGAUCUGCUUGAUCGCCCGCGCGAGACCCCAGAGAGUCCAGCACCCCCACUGCAAUCACUGCAUCCUGUCGACAAGGCAAUCAUCCUUGCUCUCUGCCUCGACAUCCGUAACGCCAAUCCGUAUCAUGGGCUAACGCAGCAUCACAUGCAAACAUAUGUGGAACGACUACUUGUCGACCCCGCACCCGCACCAUUUAUGAUUCAGUCUCAAAUGCUUCUUAUACGCAGUCGGCUAGAACGUCGACGCAAUCGGGUGCAGGAAAGAGCCUUUAUGCAGAUUACAGAGUUGGUGGACCAAUUUUCCGCAGCACGCGAUCCCACACGCGAGACGUUUCACCGCACAGAAAGUGACUACUUUUAUAGUGUGGCAUAUCCAUCUAUUUGGCAUUUAAAGAGUGAAUACGCGGAUUUCUGCUACGAGGAGAAACUCUUUAAAACAGCCCUUGAUGCCUAUGAACAGGUGUUGGAUUGGGAGAAUAUCAUUAAGUGCUGCAAAGCGCUGGACAAGCGAAAACGAGCGGAAUCUCUUGCACGCGAUCUUCUGGAAACCGACCCAUGCAAUCCUUUUUUAUGGGUGGCGCUUGGAGAGGCAACACGCGAUGUGUCACAUCUCUGGAAGGCUUGGGAUUUGUCUAAUCACCGAUCCGCAGCCCCUAUGCGUGCCUUGGCGAAGCUGGCACUCGAGCGAGAGGAGUAUAGCAAAGUGGUGGAGCACUUUGAUGAGGCCGUGCGGUUGAAUCCUGUGUUUGGCGGCGACUGGUUUUCUCUCGGGUACGCGGCAAUGCGGCUUGAACAGUGGGGUCGCAGUGGGGAAGCCUUUACGCGUGUUUGUCAAAUUCAACCAAAUGAUGCGUACGCGUGGAAUAAUCUUGCGUCGGUGCUUCUGCGUGAUGGGAGACUUCGGCCUGCGUUUAAUGCCAUGAGCCAGGCGUUGCGCAAUAAUCGCCGUGACUGGCGCAUGUGGCAGAAUUAUUUCUCUAUUGGCUGUGAGCUGAAGGAGGUAACCGAGACAACAAAUGCGUUGAAUGUUUUACUGGAAAUAGCGAAAAGAAACACACAAUUGGAACGGGAAUCGCUUCACCGCUUUGUGGAUAAUGCCAUUGCGUACAUGGAGGGCCGUAUUCCUGCCAGCUCCAAGGAUCAAAUGGAGGGGGUGGAAGAGUCGCAUUUGCUCGCCGCUUUCAUGGAGGAUGAAGAAGAGCAAAACAUGUGUGAUAUCAUUCCCAUUGCUAGUGAUGUCGAGAUGCCCGAGGCAUUUUUGGAGUCUGGCAGGAGGGCGGCCUCCGUGAAGGAGGCGGAGGGGGUGCGGGAAGGUAUCGUGGAGCGGUACAAGCAACGCAUGCGGGAGACGUUUAAGCGAAUCACCGAUCUUUUUGUGACAGACCCGGACAUUUACGCCUGUGGAGCGAAGUUACUUCGUUACAUGGAUGGCCCCUUGAGGGCGUACGAGAUGCGAUUGAAGGAGUUGCGCUGCUGCCAGCAGAAGGACCAAUGGGAGCGGGAUGAGGCUCGUUUUGCCCGCACCUGUGAGUGUCUUCGUGACAUGACAACCGACGUGCUUGCCGCACUUGACGACGGGAUUGCAGCUUCUAACACUUUGGGUGGCAGGAAUGAUGUGCAGGAGGCCGUGAUUUCGGCGUUGGACGACACGCGGAACAACACGACGGCCGUCAUUGAGGCGGCGCAAGAUUACAUGGGUGACGCCGCAGACUACGCCCAGCUGCGAUCGGUGCUGCUACCGCAACUACGAGGGGGCUUGCAGAAGGCAAAAUCGGCGUUUAAUUCGGACUAA
Trypanosoma cruzi is the source of this 2631-nucleotide messenger RNA. RefSeq lists its product as uncharacterized. The transcript has a single exon. NCBI's taxonomy places the organism in Eukaryota, Euglenozoa, Kinetoplastea, Trypanosomatida, Trypanosomatidae. The record is from RefSeq and is a predicted model, not a curated record. Gene Ontology annotation, molecular function: protein binding. The coding region runs from base 1 to 2631 and encodes 876 amino acids.